UUGUCAAAUUCGUAAAAUCGGUAAAAUAGGGUGAAAUCAGAUAACCACGAAAAGUUGAAGUGUGAACAUACCAUCUGAGAAUCGAUCGGACAAACGGGAAGGUAUCUAGUCGCAAUGGCUUUUGGUGAUUAUCCGGCGGAAUAUAAUCCGAAGGUACAUGGCCCGUACGAUCCGGCCCGCUACUACGGCAAACCGGAUACCCCGUUCAGUCAGGUGAAACUAAACGAACUAGGCGCCUGGUUCGGUCGCCGUGACAAGAAUCCACGGGCUGCUGCUAGUGCCGUCAGCCGUGCUUUCUGGAGAUGGCAACAUAAAUACUGGCAGCCGAAACGCAUGGGAAUCGCUCCCUUCUUCCAAGUGAUUGUCGGUGGAAUGGUCUUUUUCUACACCAUUAACUACGGCAAGCUAAAGCACCACAGGAACUACAAGUACCACUAAAAGGUUGGGAAGCGGAAAAAAUGGAGCCAGAAUGCAGAAAAUGGUGUGUUAUGUAAGAUCGAACAUGGAAUGGCAUCUGGCUUCUCGAAGAUGUAGACAUGGUUUAAUACGGAAAUUCUACCAGGUAGGUUUCCAGUAAUUUUAUUCGAGAAAAAAAGAAAAAUUAUGUAAUUCGUGAAAAAUAAAUCUGUAGAGGCACCAGAAA
Molecule: messenger RNA, 643 nt
Organism: Wyeomyia smithii (pitcher-plant mosquito)
Lineage: Eukaryota; Metazoa; Arthropoda; Insecta; Diptera; Culicidae
Gene: ATPsynF
Product: putative ATP synthase subunit f, mitochondrial
Exons: 1
Coding region: 115-438 (107 amino acids)
Biological process (GO): proton motive force-driven mitochondrial ATP synthesis
Molecular function (GO): proton-transporting ATP synthase activity, rotational mechanism
Source: RefSeq, a predicted model, not a curated record